Molecule: messenger RNA, 2049 nt
Organism: Belonocnema kinseyi
Lineage: Eukaryota; Metazoa; Arthropoda; Insecta; Hymenoptera; Cynipidae
Exons: 7
Coding region: 195-1508 (437 amino acids)
Cellular component (GO): cytoplasm
Source: RefSeq, a predicted model, not a curated record
UUUCAAGUAAACAUAAACCUAACCUCGAGUUAUUCAAAAUGCAACUGACAGCACUUCCAUUGGUUCAACGAAUCAGAAUGAAUUUUCUAAAAGAAUGUAGGCAAUAAGAGAUACGCUUGGGAUGAACUAUGAACCAAUUAGGUGUUGUGUACGUAUAAAGUAACAUCUGGGCUAAAAUUAAUGAAUGGAUCAAAAUGUCAAAUGAAAUAAUAAACCUUAUUUUAAUCGUAAAUAUCCUAAUUACUGGACUCACAGCCACAUUUCCCGAGGAUAACGAACCUAAAGAUUUUGAAAGUAAUGAAGAUCUCGAUUUACGCAAGUUAUUGAAAAAUUAUAUGGAAAAGAACAGAGCAUAUCGUAGGACAUCGGAAGAUUCAUCUGAUGAUUGGCAUGGACGAUGGAUGCCAGAAAGACCUUCGGAUCCAAAACCUCCUCCAAAGAUUCCCCACAAAUCCGAGAUAGAAAAUUCAACCGACGAUUGGCAUGGACGAUGGAUGCCUGAGAGACCUACCGACCCAAAACCUCCACGAAAGAUUUUCCACAAAUCUGACCUGGAAAAUGUAUCCGAAGAUUGGCAUGGACGAUGGAUGCCAGAAAGAUUUUCGGAUCCAAAACCUCCUCCAAAGAUUUUCCACAAAUCUGAGAUUGAAAAUCCAUCUGAAGAUUGGCACGGACGAUGGAUGCCAGAGAGACCUUCAGAUCCGAAACCUCCUCCAAAGAUUUCCCACAAAUCUGAAGAUUGGUCAGGACGAUGGAUGCCGGAAAGACCUACGGAUCCAAAACCUCCUCAAAAGAUUUUCCACAAAUCUGAGAUUGAAAAAGUUGAAAGAAUCCCCAUGGGCAUCAAAACAGAGUAUUGCGAUGAUGGAAAGACAAAUUUAUCAAUUGACUGGGAUCAUUCGCCAGUUAAUCAUACUUGCUACGGACCAAAAAUAACACCGGAAUAUAGUAUAAAUCCUCAUAUUUAUUGUGAAUACAUAUCACCUGAGUACGUGGCAAUGCACAAAUGCAUGCAUGAACCUAUUGAAUACGACGAUCCUAUUCCUUUAUUUGGUAGUCACCGACCAAUAUGGCCCGUUUAUGGUGAAUACAAAUUCGUGCCAAGACAAAGAUGGAUUCAUAAUGCAGAGCAUGGAGCCGUCGUGAUGCUUUAUCACCCCUGUGCAAAUCCCUUGGAAGUGAAGCGCUUGAAAGCUCUAGUCACUGGUUGCAUGUGGCGUCACAUAAUAUCUCCCUCGAAUUUGCUGAGCAUGGAAAGACCUCUGGCGUUGGUAACGUGGGGGUGUCGCCUGACAAUGUCCUACGUCGAUCCCGAACUAGUCGAGCAAUUUAUCAUGGAAAAGGCACUCCGAGGUCCGGAACGAGUCUCGAAUGAUGGCGAUUUUGAAGAUGGUCUCUUGAAAAAGGCAAAAAUAGUCUCCGACGCUGUAGAUUCCAAACUCUGUCCCAACUCUAAAGUUCCACGCAAUCAGAUCCAUAAGACGGAUAAUGGCGGCAAAUUGAUGUGACUUUUAUUCUAAGAUGUGAAUAUUCAUAUUUAUUUUUAAUUUGACUCAUAAAGAUACCGAGAAAUAAAUCUAAUUUGAUGUGUACCAGGACUUACAGGUCAAGUCAAUAUCACAAAGAUUUGAGUACAAAUUUUUUCAAAGUCUAAAAUUUUAUAUUUGUUUUUAUUUAUUUCUUUGAUUAGUUGGUUCUUUUAAAUAUCUACUUGUAGUCCGUGCGUAUAUCGUUUUGGGAUUCCUCUUCAAGUCCGGUUUCUAUUUGUAUAUAACUUCCCAGAUUCUGUGAUUAUUAUAUAUUUAUUAUAAUAUUAUUUUAUAGCUAAUUUACAAUUUAAGUAUGAUUAUCUUCUUACGAUUGCAAUACAAAUGUUUAAGCAGAACUCAUUGAACAAAAAACAUCGGCGAAUAUUCUUUGGGUUGCAAGCUAAAAUAAUGAAACUUAUUAAGUUUGUCAAAUUUUAGACUUUUUUUUAUUUCUGUGAAUUUUACGAUUGAAGCAUAUAAUGCAAGUGUAAGAAAGUUGUGAAUAAAUCUGAAAACCAUA